AUGUCACAACCACAAACUUCCGACGUGGACGACCACACUCGCCCUCCUAACCGCUCAAGAUCGGAUACCUCGAGCUCCUUGAAAGAACGGAGACCUAAGUCUCGUACAAGCACAACUAGCCUACAGUCUGUUGACGUUGGUAAUUCCUUCCAGCCACAAUCGCAUUCGGUUCCGCCAGAGCAACAACAACAAUACAUGCACAUGCAACCUCACCCAGGACAGGUCCCUAUACAAGCUCAUGGAGCCCCAACAGCUAUGGUCAAUUCGUACCAGCAGCACAUGCCAUCACAGGUACCAUAUGCGCAACCCCACAUGGACCCAAACCAUGGCGUUGCUCAGCACGACAUGCGCCCAGUGUCGCAGCAAGGCUUCCACGACAAUGCCUACGCCAUGCCAUUCAACGGUAUGCCUCAAUACCAGCCUCACAUGCAGCACUUUCGUCGGCAAUCGGAACACUACGAGGGCUCGCCUGCUCCAGAGGACUCAAACAACGAGAACAAGCGAAGAAAAGGUACCGCCUCCACCUUAGCUAAUGACCAAGAGCUGCGCCGCCUCCUUCAGCAGCACCAGGGAAAGAGCUUGAAGGAAGUGGCCCAAGAAGUUCAGAAGACCGAAGGUCACAAUGGUGGAAAGGCCGAGAAGGCGAAGCAAGUCUUUGCUAUGCUCUGGCUACGAGAAAGCUGUGUGCGAAGUAGCAGCUCCGUUAGAAGAGAUCGUGUCUUUGCGAGAUACACGGAACGUUGUGGUGGCGAGCGUGUUCCAACCCUCAACCCUGCUUCCUUCGGCAAGCUGGUCAGAAUCAUCUUUCCAAAUGUCCAAACACGUCGACUCGGUGUCCGUGGCGAGUCAAAGUACCACUACGUCGACCUGUCUCUUGUCGCCAACGAUGAUGACGAACGUAUGUACGCUGCAAAUACAUCGCUGUCUCGACCUGCUACAGCUGGCGGCGCUGCAACAGACACCGACGGCCCCACCGAUAGCAAGACCCAUCAACCUCGAGCUUCCACGUUGGAUGGUCGGCCGAAUUCUCGACACAGUAUGGAAACGGCUGACUUUCCUGCUCCUAGCAAUUCAUUGCCUCCGCCAUCAGCACCUGCACCCGUCCCCGAUUCUCAACCUUCAACGAACCAAUCUUACUGGCUCGAUUGCCAGUAUCACAAUACACCAACCAUCCAGAUACCUACCAAGGGCCAGACCAACAAUCUCGUCGCAGCUCUCCCUAAAUUUCGCCCAAAUGCUCCGGGCUGCAUUGCAACGUACCUUGCCAUGCCGAGCCCUCACCUGGUAUCUCAGCAGGAAUCCUCCGGACAAGACGCCCCGGUUGAGCUCCCCGACAUUGCUCCGUAUCUGGUUGGCGUCGAGCACGAUGCAGACAUUGCCAAGUCGUUGUUUCACUUAUAUCGAUCUUAUUGUACAGAUGUUAUCGACUCAUUCCGCAAGUGUCGCGAAAAGAACUUCUUCAACCAUCACUCAGCGUUCAAUGGCAAGAUGACUGUGCCAGUCUCUAAAUUGUUCACUCUAGAGUGUCUCGCUCCGUGGAUUCAAGAGUGCGAUAUGCGCAUGUAUAAGCAGAUUGCCAAGUUUACUGCACCUCUGGUCCUCCAGAAUGUGCCUGACAUGGUAUGGGGUGUCUUUGAGCGCGUAGCUGUCAAGCUCGUACAGCACAUCAUCAAUUCAUUCGAAGAGAAGUGUCCAGUCCAUGUUGUGGUUGCGAAGACUGUGCCUGCUGCUCGAUUCGCCAACUUGCUCAAGAAGCUCAAGACUGCCAAUACCGCCACGCUUCAAAUGAGUCGCCUGCUGGAAGAUGGCAAUACCCGUACACAGAUGUGGCUCGACCUACUUGUCAUGGUCACUCCUGAGACUGUACUCGACUCUAGCAAUCCGCCUAUGGAAUGCCUGUCUAGUGUCAAGGGUGUACUCAAGCAUGAUCUCCGCACCCUCCUGGACCCGCUCCACGGGCCUCUGACGACUGCUGCGGAAGAGGAUCCUACCAGCACCUACGUAGGCUUCCUUAACGACCCAUCUGGAGGCCUCCCUGGCGUUCUUAGCUUUGACGUCUUGGACCAACCUAUGGCGCUCCUGGACAAGUGGAUCAGCUGGCUGCAAUGCCUUCCCGAGACUUUUGAAGGCCAUCAUCCACAGUGCAUGCUUGGCUGGCACAAGGGUUUCUGGGACAGCAUACUCGCUGAGGUCGGCAACAAUGGUGCAACUAGCUUCCAGGCCUGGUGGUAUGCCAAAACUUUUGCUGUUUCCUUGCUCUCAUGGAUGGCUGAAAUGCAAGGCCUGUUGAUGUGUGAGGCCGAUCAGAAAUUGAUGGAUGCCCGCGAGAUGGAGAAGAUGCAGCAGCACCUCAGUUCGUCAACGUCGUCUAAUCCAGGGAAGCGUAAGCGAGACGCCGACGACUCUAAUGCUUGGACUAGUCGACCUGCGAAGCGUCACACCUCCUAUCCGCUCCCAGGCUCGAUCGAAACCACUCAUAUUCAUGCCACUGCCCGGUCAUCUGCUCUUGAGGCACGAUCUGCUACUGUGGAACCAACGCUGCCUGAACUUCCACAGACCGCAGAUUCUGACGAGACAGACGCAGAAAUGGACGAGCUUCGUCGUGGUGGACCUCUACAUCUGCCAAGCAUCGGCCUGGGCUUUCACACCGGCCUCACCUCGCCACUAAAAAUGAGCAAGACGCCGAUGCGGGCGGGCGUAGGUGGCGUCAACGACGAUUCGGGAAUCGACCUGGGCCUCGACAUUGACAUGGAAGCCGAAAAAGAAGCCAAAAAGUUCCGCAAGGCGGACUGGCUGGUCAGCCUGAGCAGUGACCCUGUCGACGGCGCCGGCAUGGGAUCAGGAGUGAUUGUCUAA
Molecule: messenger RNA, 2856 nt
Organism: Cyphellophora europaea CBS 101466
Lineage: Eukaryota; Fungi; Ascomycota; Eurotiomycetes; Chaetothyriales; Cyphellophoraceae
Exons: 2
Coding region: 1-2856 (951 amino acids)
Biological process (GO): regulation of transcription by RNA polymerase II
Molecular function (GO): RNA polymerase II cis-regulatory region sequence-specific DNA binding; DNA-binding transcription factor activity, RNA polymerase II-specific
Source: RefSeq, a predicted model, not a curated record